Peronospora matthiolae is the source of this 1035-nucleotide messenger RNA. NCBI's taxonomy places the organism in Eukaryota, Oomycota, Peronosporomycetes, Peronosporales, Peronosporaceae. The record is from the annotation of a GenBank genome assembly.
AUGGACAAGUACCAACGCGUUGAAAAGCCUCGUCGUGACGAGCACCCGACGCAGGUGGAGCCCAACGAGAUCCGCAUCACGCAGCAAGGCAAAGUGCGGAGCUACAUCUCGUACGGCCACGGUCUAUUUACUGAGAAGAAUGAACGCUGUAUCGUGCUGAAAGCCAUGGGCAAUGCCAUUAGUAAAGCAGUGACAGUGGCCGAGAUUUUAAAGCACCGCGUGGCUCAUCUCCACAUGGUGACGCGCAUUUCGUCGAUUGAGACCGUUGAUGUGUACGAGCCACUGGAAGAGGGACUCGAUCGCAUCGAGACGAAGCGCAAGAUCCCGAGUAUCUCCAUUCAAUUGUCACUGGACGAGCUGGACCGAGACGAUCCAGGGUACCAGAGUCCAAUUCCCGCUGACCAAGUGUCGGCCGGCUCGCCGUCGUACUCAAACUCUCGUGAGUACAGAAAGGCACGUGGACAGAGUCGACGAUCGGGCCGCACUAGUGGACGUGGUGGUGGCAAUGCUGAACCGGAUGCUGCAGUUGAGACGGUGGAGACUCAAGAGACAGGGGAGCAGGAAGCACGUGGAGAUGAGGAAGCUGCGAGUGGUGCGUCAACGACGCGUGGCAAGCGAGGUAAAGGACGGGGAUGGGGACGAAGUGGUAGCAAUGGAGGACGUGGCCGGAAGUCUGGGGAGCCAAGUCCGACCGACGAGGGAGAUAGCAAUGUUGAAGCUAGCAGUGCAGUAGAGAAUGAAGUAAUUGCUUCAACGACGACCAGUCGGAAGCCUGGACGUGGCAGAAAAGGGAGGAAAGCGUUGACUAACGGGGAACGAGGAAAACAGGAUAAUGAUGGGGAAGGAGGAGGUGAAACUGCUGAGAACGCGCAAGGUAAUCACCGGAGCGGUAGAGGACGGCAUUCCGGUCGUGGACGUGGUCGUGGUCGCGGACGGGGCCGUGGAUUCGGCGAAAGCCUUCAAUGCGAUGGGGAGGAUGAAGCGCCGGCUACUGCGGACUUGAAUGCUGUAUCGGACAAUACUACCGGACAGUGA